Seminavis robusta is the source of this 3975-nucleotide messenger RNA. The record is from the annotation of a GenBank genome assembly. Lineage: Eukaryota; Bacillariophyta; Bacillariophyceae; Naviculales; Naviculaceae.
AUGAAGCUUCAGCUGAUGAGCCCUCUGUGGGCCUUGUGGAUUUUUUGUUCAUUGUCGAGAUCUGAUGCCACCAACAGUGCGACAGAUCAGGCGGGGCAUUUUGAAGAUGCAUCCGAGACGUCCUAUUUUGAGUCCGUCUUGGUGGUAACCCACCUUGUCGACUCGGAGAUUCUGCUGAAGUCCAAGCUACCCAAGGCACAAUCUCAACAAGAUGGAAACACCAACAACAACGAAAUGGAAACGUUGAUUCGAGAUACGUUUAACCAGCGAGCCGAAGCCAUGUGCGAUCCCCACCAGACGCGCUUGUUGCAGCUACGCACCGAUUGGACGGCUUUGCGAGCGGAAAUGGGGCGACAAACCAAACAUCACGAAUCUACCGUCAUCAGCGACGACCAGACAUCGUCCUUGGUGGCAUUGCCGGUCCAGUAUCACAUCAUGGGGAUCUGCCAAGGAUGCAAACAGGACGGCGUUCCCGUGAUUUUCGACAAUGAUGGUGGCAGUAGUAGUAUCAAGCAAGAAGAAAAUGACGUCAAGCCAGAACGGCUCAACUGUCCUCCCAACCCGGUCAGUAUGACCCGUGAAGACUUUCAGCAGGCGUUGCAGCAAGCCCUGCAAGAUCAGAGAGAACACUACAGUGCUGCUGCUGCUCGUGAUCCUUCCACCAAGCUCUUUUUUGGCGUGUCGUCCAUGAUUGAGCACGUCCAACAACAGCAACAGCAGCCAGAACAACAAACCCGUCAGUUAGAGGACACCUUUGACUUUCCCUGUAUCGAAGAUGACCCCAAGACAGUGUUACAGUCGACGCUGGUGUUGCAACUACCGGGUGAUUGGACGGAAUACUACACCAAUCUGACGCUGGUGGAAGAUGCCUUUGUGGAUGUGUAUAAUCGGCUCACGUUUCUACUGUGCGAUUCGCCAUUCUUUCGCAAAGUGACCUCCGUCAGUGCCGAGCUAGGACAGGCAGGUUUUAACGAUGUAUCCAAUACCACCCAGGUCCAGUUUGACGUACAAGCCGAUUGUCGCAAUGAAUGCCCCGCAAGUCUUGCCCUCUUUGACUUUUCAACAACAACAACAACAGGAACCAACAGUAGCGACAACAACCCACUAGACGCAGGAGACCCAAUCAAUACUGGUAAUACCAGUCUCGUCGAUGAUCCUACGGCGGUCGUGAUCUUGGCCAACCGUCAGGGCCCCACACCUUGCAGCUGUCCCCGCAAUGUGGAGGUGGAUCCACCCAUACGGGCUCCGACCGUAGCCGAAUUCGCUUCGGUGUUUGAACAAGAUGUCGAAUCGAUUUACCAAGACUUGGUGGCAGCAGCUGCAUCCGAAGAAUUGUUCACGGGAGAAAUUGAGACAGUGGCAUGCGACGACGACGUUCGCAUCUUUACGUCCUAUGCCUUUGUCGACCUGAUCACAGCUGGGGACGAAUCGUCGCUGCAGGAGAGUGAAAAGCAGGCGUUGCAAGACGCCUUUCGGGUCAUUUACAAUCGAUUGGCGUUCCUCAGCUGUGAUCCCUUCUUUCGUCAAGUCAUUGACGCAACCUUGGAAGAGGACGAAACGGUUCGACAACGCGUUCUCCAGCAGCUCCAAGAAGAAUCAGACGGCAGCUACAACAAUAACGCGACGGCAUUCAACAUGACAAACACCACCAAUACAACAACCACAACAACCGUUCCCGAUGAGAGAAGUAUCAGUGGAUCUCUCUUUUCCGUUACGGGAACUUGCAGAGGUUGCCCCGUCACAUCGACUGGAUCGUUCCAAUUGUUUGACGAUACCUUUCGACGUAGUCUACGGGAAGAAUACGAACAGUCGACUCGAUCGAAACGAUUGCCACGGUUUACGCCACCCCGUCGCAAUCUCGAAGAAGACUCCUGUGUUUGUCCCGUGGAAGUGCAAGUCGAGCAGUUGUCCAUUAAUGAAUUUGUCGUUUCCUACAACGAAGAACUUGAGGACUUGCAAGAACAAGGCGUGUUGGUUUCGAUCGAGACGGUUCAAGAACUGCAGGAAGGACAACAAGUGGGCUGUGAAGGGGAGAUCCGAACCUUUACUACAAAGGUGUUUGCCGACGUGACAUUGUAUGCCGACGACCUGAGCGAUGAGGAAAAGUCUUCCUUGGAAUACCUCUUUCAGGACACGUACAACUCAUUGACGUUUGCGCUAUGUGAUGGCCUAUUCAGAUCCGUCGUUAAUGUCAAUCUGGACUCAACUGGGGCUUCACCGUUGGGUUUUCGGAGAAGAGGGCUUCAGCAGGAGCAAGGCAUUUACAAUGGGACCUCCUUCAACGCUACUUCCAAUGCUACCAGCACAUUGGAGGACGUAGGAGUUCAACCGGGCGACAAUCAAGGGGUCACGCCCGAAGUUUUCCAGGUUGCAUUCAAUGAUCGAGUUAAGGAAGAACAACAGCUUCAAGGCGGUUCGCUAGACGCAGUGAACGUCACUGUGGACAGCAUUCUCGAAGGGCAAGAGGUAGAAUGUGGGCCUGAGCCUCAAGAGUUUGCAACCACAGUGUUUGCUGAUGUGAGCCUGGAUUACGAUGAGUUGACACCUGAGCAAGUGGCAACACUGGAAGGCGUUUUCCAGAGUAGCUACAAUGCACUCGCUUUUUCUGUCUGUGAUAGUUUGUUCCGGAGUGUGGUAGAUGUCAGUUUGCAGACUGGCGAGACCGCAAGACGUCUACAAGCGGACUCCAGUGGCUUGGACAACGACAACUCCGCUUUCUUGAACACCACACACAAUGCAACAAACACCUCAUCAGCAGACGGCGCGGUCCUCAGCGGCAGAGCCGCGGUAUUCUCGGUGACCGGACAAUGUCGUGGCUGUCCUGUUUCCGAUACAGGGCAAUUCAGCCUUUUUGACGAUGCCUUUCGUCGGAGGAGAGAAUUAUCUGAAAUGGAUCAAGACUUGUUUAGUAUCCCUCGUGGAUUACUUGAGGCAGAAACGUUUUGCGUUUGUCCUUCUGGAGUUGAACCGGGGCAGCAAGAAGGCCCUACUUCAGAAGUAUUUCAAGUUGUUUUUUCUGCGCAAGUUGAAAAGGAGAGGAAGGAAAGUGGUGCAUUGGACGGGGUGGAAGUCUCUGUUGAUAACUUGAUCGAGGGGCAGGAAGUGAAUUGCAGCUCCGAUGUGCAACUUUUUACUACUUCAGUUUAUGUGGACGUCAGUCUCAGCCUGGAGGAGUUGAAUGAUGACCAAAAGGCUGUCCUGGAGAGCACAUUCCAAGACACCUACAAUGACAUGGCAUUUAGUGUUUGCGAUGGCUUGUUUCGCAGCGUAGUUGGCGUGAACCUGGAAAAAGAAUCAUCCGAACAAUUGUUCUCGAAUCGACAGCUUCAAGAGACUUCGCUUUCGUUUCUGAAUGGGACGCUCAACGGAAAUGGCACUAACUCAAGCUCUCUGAUCAACGAAACUUCAGUGGGAAGAAACACAUUGUUUUCGGUGACAGGCCAGGAGAAAGAAGCUGGGACGUUGGGGGAUAUCAAUGUGACCGCUGAUGCUAUCGUUGAGGGGCAAAUUGUCGAUUGUGAACCGACCCAAGAGGAAUUCAGGUCAGAAAUUUUUUCUGAUUUACAAGUCAACCUGACGAGUUUGACAGUGGAGGAAGUUACGUUGUUGGAGGAAGCUUUUCGUGACGUGUAUAACAACAUGGCAUUCUUCUCUUGUGAUACGUACUUUCGUGCACUUGAAGAAGUCCAACUAAGGAUUGGUCAACCGGAAAAGAUUUUUCCCAAUAGACGACUCGAGGAGGCGUCGAAUUACACGUCAUUCGACAACUUCACCAAUACAACGAAUACAACUCUUGCCGAAAACUCAACCUAUGCGGUUCAAACUUACGUUGGGAAUACUCUGUUUUCUGUAACAGGCAGCUGCCGGAACUGUCCAGUGUCAGAUGCGGGGUACUUCAAUAUUUUUGACGAUGCCUUUCGCAGAAGGUCGCUCGAAGAGUCGAGAGAAUUCAUAGUGCAGCAUACACGGAUCUAA